Messenger RNA from Fonsecaea erecta, 513 nucleotides. RefSeq lists its product as hypothetical. The coding region runs from base 1 to 513 and encodes 170 amino acids. NCBI's taxonomy places the organism in Eukaryota, Fungi, Ascomycota, Eurotiomycetes, Chaetothyriales, Herpotrichiellaceae. The transcript has 2 exons. The record is from RefSeq and is a predicted model, not a curated record.
AUGGAAGAGCUCAGUCCAAACAUGACUUUGUAUGACUACGAGAUUCUCCACAGUGGAAAAUACCACGACAAAUACAUGGCAUUCAUGGAGAACAUAUGUCAUAUCUCACUACUAACUCGGGCCUUGGGCCACAAGAUCAAUUCUCGGAUGAUAGGGCUUUUGGACAGUUUGGAGAGGGGUACGAGGGACUCUGAAGAGUUGGGCCAGGAUCAGACAGUUCAAGCUGUGGAUCUCUUGGCCUUGUAUGUGGAUUACCAAAACAAAGCCGUUGCGGCGCAUGGCAAGGCCGUCUCUAUUGUCACCGCGUGCGCGAAACUAUUUAUCUUCAUGAUGUCGGUUGGCUACACCGAUGAGAACGGUGUCCGCUUGCCGCCACAAGGGCCGGAGCAGUCUUACUGCUGGGCUGAUACCUUCAUCGAUUUGGUAUCAAAGGCCCAGGAGGCGAUGUGGGACGGUGAUGAUAUCGAGAUCGCCUUCAACGACAUUCCCGUGGAGGUUUUUCGUUAUCAUUGA